Molecule: messenger RNA, 225 nt
Organism: Protopolystoma xenopodis
Lineage: Eukaryota; Metazoa; Platyhelminthes; Monogenea; Polystomatidea; Polystomatidae
Source: the annotation of a GenBank genome assembly
AUGCAAGUGCUCAACGACAGCUCUCUGCACAUCGCGCGACUCGGCGUCCAGCACAUGGGUAGCUACCACUGUCAUGUGCGGCACAGAGCUGGCAACUUGAAUAGCCGACCGCCAUACGUCAUCCAGUUUGACUGUGAGAUAUCACACUGUCCUCAUUGCUGCGCUCCACAUUCACUUUUAUGCAUCGCUAGAUUUGUCCAAAAAGCAAUCACUGAAUCUACAUGA